Messenger RNA from Gryllus bimaculatus (two-spotted cricket), 861 nucleotides. The record is from the annotation of a GenBank genome assembly. NCBI's taxonomy places the organism in Eukaryota, Metazoa, Arthropoda, Insecta, Orthoptera, Gryllidae.
AUGGAAGAGGAACCUAAUAUGCUGGGAAGUAGACUUAAAUUACCAGAUAUAUUUGAAUUAUUAGAUUUAUCUGAAAUUCUGGAUGCUGGUCUAAGGGAGACGUACAUUCAAUUUUGGGAUUUACUGAAUCAUAAACAGCUAUUGAGAAAGAAGAAAAUAGAUAAAAGGAACCCUGAGGAUCAAUGGAUUAAAACAGGGAUGAACCAGGAAAGAGUAUAUAGCCCUACUAGCCAUGCUAUUUGCAAUGCAGACUGUCCAUCAAAUAAGAUUUAUGAUUGCUUCGUCUAUUUCAGUGUUGUUAGACGCUCUAAAAUGAUAACGGUGUCAAAAAAGUCAUUUGUUGGCAAAGAAGAUUCCCAGGAGUUUAGCGACCUCAAACUGGACAGCCUUGGGCAUAGUUGGUUAUCUUGCCUGUCAUUUGUGUGUCGCGUUCUCCUGACUCCAGAUCAGAGAAACCCGCAAGAUAUUGCAUUAUCCUCCUGUGAUGUUUUGUCAAAGACAAUAACGAGUGAAGCAGCUGGUAUUGAUAUUCGAGCGGCAACAUUGUAUUUGGGACUGCUGCAGUUGAACUGUAAGGGUGGAUCUACUAGAAGUAUUGGAGAAGUCACUUGCAUCAAUUUGGAAUCAAACAAUCUGGCAGGUGAUCCGACAGGGCCAGGAGGCAAGGGCCAGGAGGCAAGGGCCAGGAGGCAAGGGCCAGGAGGCAAGGGCCAGGAGGCAAGGGCCGGGGGGCCAAGGGGUCUAACGGUGAUAGAUAGUGCCUCCAACACGGAACUUCUAAUCAUGAGGGAUCUCAAUGAGCACAUUGAUAAUGAAGAAUAUGGUGUAAUGGGGAAAAUGGAAGAAACUAAUAAACGAUAA